GAUAUAGAAUCGGUCCGCCGACCGGCAAGAGAGGAGUACUUAUCAAGAACGACAAUUACCUACACAGUCUAAAAGGUAAAUAUGGGUGACGUUGAAAAGGGCAAGAAGGUGUUCGUCCAGAAGUGCGCCCAGUGCCACACCGUUGAAAAUGGAGGCAAGCAUAAAGUGGGGCCAAAUCUCUGGGGUCUUUUCGGUCGCAAGACUGGUCAGGCUGAGGGAUUUUCCUAUACAGAUGCUAACAAGAGCAAAGGCAUUGUCUGGGGUGAAGAUACCUUGAUGGAAUAUUUGGAGAACCCAAAGAAAUACAUUCCAGGCACAAAGAUGAUCUUUGCCGGGAUCAAGAAGAAGGGCGAGAGAGCAGAUCUUAUUGCAUACUUAAAGUCGGCCACAUCAUAAUUCAGCUGGAGAUCGAGGAAACGGCAAUAUUUAAAUUAAAUGUUUGUAGUUUGGAUUUGAAUGUCUUUAACUAACUAUUAUUCAUAUGGUGUAACUGAACACGUGGCCAGGGUUAUUCAUUAUAACAUGUGGCAUGCUUCUAAAGCCGGUCCAUUUUAACAGUGAAGAUUUUCUUCUUUUUUGUUCGUCCAUGUAUGGUUAAAGGAAGAGUAAAGUUACUGCAGGUCCCUAGUGUUUCCGCUGAGGGAAUGAAAACUGUCCCCUGGUUUCACAGGAGCUGUCGUACGUUAAAUUAUUAAGAUGUGCUGAACCUAGUAAGUAUUUGGAUUGGAAUGAGCGACUGGGAAAUCAGUUUGCUUAUUGGUAACAUUGUAUCAAAUGGAUUUGAACUGUCAAAUAAAACGGUCAAAA
Messenger RNA from Danio rerio (zebrafish), 807 nucleotides. It is a transcript of the gene cycsb, whose product is annotated as cytochrome c, somatic b. Gene Ontology annotation, molecular function: electron transfer activity; heme binding. Lineage: Eukaryota; Metazoa; Chordata; Actinopteri; Cypriniformes; Danionidae. The record is from RefSeq and is marked provisional. Gene Ontology annotation, cellular component: mitochondrial intermembrane space.